This is a messenger RNA of Epinephelus lanceolatus (giant grouper), 3985 nucleotides long. Lineage: Eukaryota; Metazoa; Chordata; Actinopteri; Perciformes; Serranidae. The record is from RefSeq and is a predicted model, not a curated record.
AUGUCUUCUCUACCCUCAGAGGGCAGAGAGGUCUAUAACAUAAUUCAAUACACCACUGACCUCCUACGUCUGUUCCAUGUUGCCUUUCUGGAGCAUAAGAGCCUCAUCAAAAACACCAAAAGUGGUCAAGGAGUUGGUCCCCAUUUUGCUGUCCUGCGUUUUUUUUUGCCUUCUUAUAAUCCACUGAUUAAGUACUUGGACCCCUUUGGAUGUCCAUCUGUGUACCUCACAGGUACAGAUCUGUUUGAGUAUGUGGAGUGUGGAGUAGGUAAUGUUUAUGCCCAGGAUCAUUUGGCUGUAACCUACCUUGGGCAGAGAGACAAGGUUCGUAUUGUGCUUAAUGGGAAAGGGAGCUUUGCUCUGGUACUGGAGAAGCUUAAAGAAAGCCUGAUGAUAAACCUGAAGUUAGUGAUGCUUCUAGCUCUAAGAUAUGCCAUUGCAUGCCAGAUGGGAGCCCUGGAGUGUCUACUGAAUCAAGGCCAAACAGAGAAAAUGAAUGGAGAGACCUCCUUCUGUCCAGAGAGCUCAAACAAUGUUGAUUUAAGCCCUGGAAUGAGCACAGACCACACUCUGGUGAUCCACGGUGGCGCUGGAGAGGAGGUGAUGCUGAACACUGAAGUGAUUGGAGUUAUUGAGUUUGCUUUACAGACAGCCUUAACUCUUGGAUCUCAAGUGCUUCAACAAGGUGGCAAGAGUCUAGAUGCAGUUCAGAGGUCAGUAGAAGCUCUGGAGGACUGCUUCCUGUUUAAUGCAGGUAAAGGCUCAGUAUUCAACAGAGAUGGCAAAAAUGAAUUGGAAGCAACCAUCGUGGAUGGCAAUGCAAUGAGGUCGGGAUCUGUUGCUUGUGUGCAAAUUGUGAAGAACCCAAUAAAAGCAGCCAGAUGUGUCAUGGAGAACAGCUCACAUUCACUCAUUGUAGGAGACGGGGCUGAUGAGUUUCUGCUAGGGUUGGAGGAGAAGGAGAAGUCUGUUGGGCCUGAGUAUUUCCACACUGAUAUACGUCACAGACAGUUAGCAGCAAAGCUCACUGUUGGAAAUACCUCAACAAACAAUCACCCCCAGACAGUCGGAGCUGUGGCCUUGGAUUGUUGGAUUGGGUUGGCUGCUGCAUCCUCCACAGGUGGGCUAGUAGGAAAGCUGAAAGGGCGAGUUGGGGACACAGCAGUAGUAGGGGCUGGAAUAUAUGCUGAUGAUAAUGUAGCUAUUACCUGCUCUGGAGAUGGAGAUGUAUUUCUGAGGCACACAGUUGCACAGAAAAUAGCCAGUCUCUACCACCACAAAGGCUACAGCCUUAUGCAGGCAUGUAGAGAAGUGAUGGCUGAAAAUCUGGAUGGGAUCUGUGCAGGGGUCAUUGCUGUGGACAGUAAAGGUGAUGCCAUUGUUGAAACAAAUGCUGGUGUAAUGUUUGUGGCCUCAAUGAUAGGCGGCAUUUCACGAGUAGAGGUCCUCAGGCCCCUGAAGAGCUUCUCUGAUGUGAUCUGGGAAACAGAUGAGCUGGUUGCCUACCUGGAUCCUAAACCCUGGAUCCCUGGGUCAACCAUCCUGACUAGAAAAGCUCUAAGCGGGGCAAGGAGCAUCUUCAAGUUGGCUACAACUGAUUUUGUGGCUAUGCUGCAAGGAGCAAGAGCUGUGUCAAGCUUGCUAUGUGAGCGACUGGGAGUGCAGCGCUGUGCUUUGGUUUUCCAUCCAACCCCUGAUCAGCCAGCACAAAUCAAACUGCUCCCACUUCAUGGCCUAGAGCCAAAGUGGCAGCCCCAUCUUUCACAUGAAGAGGAAUUCCACACUAAUGAUCCUGGCUACUGCACCUCAAAGAGCGGCCCACGGUGGGAUGAUGAGGCACUGGCCCAGGUUCAAGCCAAGAUUAGAAAUGGACUGCCAACACCAAAUGCACCUUCUUGCUUUGACUUUUUUGGAGAUGCUUCCAAUGAUAACCUGUUCAGUCGUAUUGUACGUGGAGAGCAGCAACAGUGGAGAGUGUGGGAAGACAGUGAGCAUGUCGCCUUCCUGACACCAUACCCAAACUCUCCUGGACUAACAGUUGUGGUGCCACGCAAACCACUCUCCAGUGACAUCUUCAAACUGGAGGAAGCUGACUACAAAGCACUGAUCCUUGCCACUUGCAAAGUUGCCAAACUACUGGAGGAGGGGAUGAGAGCUCAAGGUGUUGCCCUGAUCUUUGAGGGCUUUGAGAUCGACUAUGCUCAUGCCAAGCUAAUCCCUCUGUUGCCUUCACCAGAUGGCACAAAGCCUGCUGAGCUUCAACCAGAAUGCUUCCAAACCUACCCUGGAUAUGUGUCAUCACUGCACGGCCCAGCUGUCGACCCUGAGGCCCUCAAAAAGAUCCACUCCAAAAUCACCCAGUGCAGGCCUACUCAUUCAUGGCAAGACCCUCAGUCUCACUCCACACUUGCCAUCAAGAGCCAGUGGUAUCGCAACCUGUUCCAGAUUCAGAACACUCUUUUCCACAGCACAGUGGAAUAUUUCCACACUUCCUGCCAGUUCUCCUAUGCUUUGACCCCUCUCACCACAGACACCAUCUCUUCACCAAUGGGCCUGGGAUCUGACUCAGAACCAGUUUCUGUUAGCCUGCUGGGCCAGGACAUCUACCUGGCUGACUCAAUGCAAUUUGUACUUGAAUACUUCCUUCGCUUCCAGGAGAACCUGCCAGGGACGUACUACAUAUCUCCCAGCUUCAGAGGGGAAGAUCCUGAUGCCACACACUUGAACCAGUUCUACCACGUGGAGUGUGAACUGUUGGGUGACAUGGACAAUGCCAUCUCUACAGCAGAGGGAUACUUGGCUCAUCUCACCAAGUCCAUGUUGAAGAAACACUCUGAUAUUAUCCUCAACACUGCUGGGACCAUUACACAUGUCAAAGCCAUGCUGAGUAAGCUGGAUGGAAAAACCCCACUCCCAAGAAUCCCUCUAGACCAGGCCAUUCCCAUGAUGCCCUCUGCUGACUGCUUAGAGUGGGUCCAAGAUGGACAGCCGCAGUUUGGCAGAAAGCUAACACGCAAAGGAGAGCGGGUCUUGAUAGAGAAAUAUGGUGGUGCUGUUUGGCUGACUGAGAUGGACCAUCUAGGAGUUCCCUUCUACCAGGCGUAUGUGGAGGGCACUGGGCGGUGCAAAGCCAAAGCUGCUGACCUCCUCCUGGGGCUGGGUGAGACUGUGGGUCUCGGUGAACGUCAUUCCACCCCUGAGAUGGUACAGGAGGCCCUCAGGCAUCAUGCAGUUCCAGAGCAGUCUUACAAAUGGUACAUCUACAUGUGGCAAGUGAAACCACUCCUCACCAGUGGAUGGGGCAUGGGGACGGAGCGCUACUUGUGUUGGCUGCUUCAGCAUGAUGACAUCAGAGAUAUACAUAUCAUUCCUAGGAUGAAAGGAAUGAAAUACAUGCCCUGACCAUGAGUACUACACCAAUCUUCAGGUUAUUAAAUGUGAUAUACUUGUAAUAACAGGGCCAAAGAGGAAUAUACAGUAUGGAUUUUAACCAUAAAAAUGCAUCAAUAAUUCAGACACUGGAGCUUUUUUCCAGCUUUGGGUGUCUUAUAAUCAUCACCAAGUUAAAAGUGGCAAAAAUCAAUACAUCUAAAGAGAGUUUAAUUUGAAAUAAGGAAGUAAAUCAGCAGUUGGUUAAGAGUUUGUUUCCUGUUACAUGGUAAAGCUUUAGUGCCAAUAUGACUGCAAAGUGAGCAUACACAAACAGUGAAAGUACAAUCUGAAUUGUUUCAGUAUUUCAUUUCUUGUUGUAUCAUUAUGUAUAGUGUUGACAAUAUAGUUAGUUUCAGGUUGUAAAGUCUUUCAGACUAUGCAAGGACAACACAAGGUGCUACAGUUGUUAUAAAGGUUGGCCAUAUUUUCAUAAAUAAUAAUACAAUACAUCAUCUCAGCAAGCAAAGCAAAUCUCUGUACCGUUCCUCACUAUGUUGUUUUGUUUUAUUUCUAUUAAAUUGUUUUGGUAUUUAAAGGAUUUUUGUGAAAGUCA